Molecule: messenger RNA, 1360 nt
Organism: Corticium candelabrum
Lineage: Eukaryota; Metazoa; Porifera; Homoscleromorpha; Homosclerophorida; Plakinidae
Product: ceramide synthase 1-like
Exons: 5
Coding region: 11-1201 (396 amino acids)
Biological process (GO): ceramide biosynthetic process
Cellular component (GO): membrane
Molecular function (GO): sphingosine N-acyltransferase activity
Source: RefSeq, a predicted model, not a curated record
CUUUCAUGAGAUGUCCAACGUUAUCGAAGCAUUUUCAAAUCUCUGGUCGACCUUCUGGACUGAGUACCAUCUAAGACAGACAGAGCGCGGAUUGAUAUCCGAUUUCGUCCGUGAUUUGAAAAGAUAUUCAUUCUGGACGACAAACGACUUACUUCUCUGCCUUCUACUUGCUCUGCUAUUUACCGUCCUUCGUUAUGCUCUAAAACACGUGAUCUCUACGCCGUUUGUUCGAUGGGUAAAACUAGAGGGAGAGAGUGUGAGGAAGUUUCCAGAAAGUUUGUGGAAAUUACUGUAUUAUUCAACGUUGUCUACAUAUUGUAUCUACUUGUGUGCAACAAAGUAUCCGUUUUUUGGUGAUCCACAAUCAGUGUGGAUAGGUUGGCAUCGAGGUAUGGAUGUUCCAUUGGAUAUUUACAUAAUGUACAUUACACAGUUGGGAUUCUACAUUCACUCUUUCUAUGGAACAGCUUUCAUGGACGAUGCCAGAAAAGAUACUAAAGUCAUGUAUCUGCAUCAUGCUCUGUCUUGUGUUCUCAUUGGAUUUUCAUUGGCAACAAGAUUUCAUAACGUUGGGUUGCUACUUCUCACGCUUCAUGAUCUAAAUGACGUCAUUCUGGAAGGAUGCAAGUGUUUGCUGUAUCUCAAAGUUCGUGGAGGAAAAGAGUAUCCCAUAUGGGGCCAUCUCGCUAACAUUGGAUUUGCUGUAUUUUCUGUAUCAUGGUUUCUAAUGCGCGUCUACUGGUUCUUCUACAAAAUCCUCUACAGCACCGGCUACUGGUCAGUCAGACUCCAUCCAUCCGGUCCCUUCUACUUCCUUUUCAAUAUCAUGCUAUGGGCCAUCUUCUUCCUCAACUGCUGGUGGUAUUCAUUCAUCAUCAAGGCGAUUGUUCGCAUAGUGAUCGGAAAGAAACUGGAGGACACUCGCGAAGGCACCAAAGAUGAUACCAAAGAUGGUGGAAAGGGUGACAGCAAUCAAGACACUCAGAUAGACAGUAAAUAUGGGAGUGAGGACGUAGUAUCUCAUACUGAAGGAGUGUUGCAUGUGAAAGAUGUCGGCGACGUGCAGAGGUCACUGGAGGGAUUGGAUUUGGGUGGACACAACGGGGUUGAUGAUGACAACGAAGACGAGAGAAUGGAGGUGGAUGAGGACGUUGAGGAGACGGUGAGGAAGAGGAAGGUGAUGGGGGAUGAUGAUAGUUGAGUUGAUGAGGCGAUCGGUUGAUGGGAGAUUGUGUUGAUGAUGUGGGUAAUGAUGGUUAGGGGUUGACAAGUGGCGAACUGUUGCAUUUAUAUUGUUGUGCUUGGUUCAUAUCAGUUGUAAUUACUGCUUCUAUGUGAAGAAUGAAAUCUUAAUGCAUUC